Cucumis melo (muskmelon) is the source of this 1534-nucleotide messenger RNA. RefSeq names its product probable 2-oxoglutarate-dependent dioxygenase SLC1. Bases 129 to 1253 code for a protein of 374 amino acids. Lineage: Eukaryota; Viridiplantae; Streptophyta; Magnoliopsida; Cucurbitales; Cucurbitaceae. The record is from RefSeq and is a predicted model, not a curated record. The transcript is spliced from 4 exons.
UUCUCUUUUUCUCUAUAUAUAUCUCUCACAAUUUUGCUUCCAAUUCUCCACUAAACACUCCAUUCCACUUUUCAAUUCUUCUUUUCCUUACCCUUUUAAUUUCUCUCUCUCAUAUUCAGUUUAGAAAUAUGGCUCCGGGAUUGGCAGUUGAAAAUGGCAAUACCGUUAUGGCAUCAGAAGCUCAAAUAAUGUACCAAAAGGGUGUGAAACAUCUUUGUGACAAUGGCUUAAAUAAGCUCCCUUCUAAAUACAUCCUCCCCAACUCUGACCGCCCCGACACUUGUGAGUCUCCCCACCUUCAUGUCUCCGGACCCCUCCAACUUCCCGUCAUUGACUUUGCACAACUCCUUGGCCCCAACCGUCACCAUGUCAUUCAUUCCCUCACCAAAGCUUGCGAAGAAUAUGGCUUUUUUCAGGUAAUAAACCAUGGAAUUUCAAAUGAUGCGAUAACAAACAUGAGAGAAGUUUGUUCAAAAUUCUUCGAGCUUCCAUACGAGGAAAGAGCCAAAUACAUGUCAUCCGACAUGCAUGCGACAGUACGUUAUGGGACAAGCUUCAAUCAAAACAAAGACAAUGUUUAUUGUUGGAGAGACUUCUUGAAGUUAACUUGUAACCCUAAUCUUCACCAACUGCUCUCCAGCUGGCCGUCGUCUCCAUCGGGAUUCAAAGACUCGGCGUCAACGUAUGUGGAGGAAACUCGAGGACUGUUUUUGAGUUUGGUGGAAGCCAUUGUUGAAAGCUUGGGAAAAGAAAUAGAUGAGAAUGAAGAAAAAUCAUUGUUAAAGGAGUUUGAAAAAGGAAGCCAAUUAAUGGUGGUGAAUUGUUAUCCAAAAUGUCCUGAGCCAGAGCUAACCCUAGGAAUGCCACCUCAUUCUGAUUAUGGCUUUCUUACACUUCUUCUUCAAGAUCAAGUUGAAGGACUUCAAAUUCAUUACAAACAAAAAUGGGUCACUGUUCAACCUUUGCCAAAUUCAUUUGUUGUCAACAUUGGUGAUCAUCUAGAGAUAUUCAGCAAUGGAAAAUACAAGAGUGUUCUACAUAGGGUUGUGGUUAAUGCAAAGAAGACAAGAAUUUCAGUGGCAACAUUACACAGUCUUCCAUUUGAUUCAAUAAUAAAGCCAUGGCCAAAGCUUGUGAAUGAAGAAAAUCCAAGGCUUUAUAGGGACACUGAUUUUGGUACCUUCCUUGAUUACAUUUCCUCUUUUGAGCCUAAGAGGAAGAACUUCUUAGAAUCUAGGAAAAUUAUUUAUUAACGAUUACUAAAAGUAUUUUAAUUAAUUACUCAGUACAAUUUAAUGUCAGAAAAAAUAUAUAUAUAUAUAUAUAUAUAUAUAUAUAUAUAUAUAAAUAUAUUUAUAGAUAUAUAGGUCAUGUUGAUAUAAUUAACUAAGUUAAUUAUUUUGUGGGUCUCAAGGGGUAAUGUUGGAAAAAGCUAAAAAUCCAAGAAACCCUAGUUUAUAUAGAUUGUAUGUAUGGGAAAAUAAUUGUCAUUUUUGUAAUUUGGAAUGUGAAAGUGAAGAAUUUGAGAAGUAUA